This is a messenger RNA of Colius striatus (speckled mousebird), 580 nucleotides long. Its product is annotated as ADP-sugar pyrophosphatase-like. Gene Ontology annotation, molecular function: ADP-ribose diphosphatase activity. Gene Ontology annotation, biological process: nucleoside phosphate metabolic process; ribose phosphate metabolic process. The transcript has 6 exons. The annotation marks the transcript as partial. Gene Ontology annotation, cellular component: nucleus. The record is from RefSeq and is a predicted model, not a curated record. Lineage: Eukaryota; Metazoa; Chordata; Aves; Coliiformes; Coliidae.
GCGCGGCACGUCCCGGCUCAGCCGCGCUCCGCCUCAGCCGCCGCCGCCUCAGCGCUGCCCGGUGCCCUCGGCUGCCGGGCUGUUCUCCCGGCCUCGUACGUGUGCGUGCCCCGAGCCGGGGGGGUUCCAGGAGGUUGCAUUAAAAUAAAUCUGGACUUUGCACAGGAGGGGAAAAGCCUGACAUUCCUGAAAAUGGCAGCUGAGAAAUCCACAGACGUUCCAAAAACUGCUAGACAGUUUGUCGUUAAGGAACAGGUGAUUGCAGAAAGAAAAUGGUUGAAGCUUGCAGAAACAACUUACACUGAUCCCUUUGGUAAAACCAGAACUUGGGAGACUGUAAAGCGUACAGGGAACAAGAAGGGUGUUUCAGCUGAUGGUGUGGCCGUGAUCGCAGUCCUACAGAGAACUCUGCACUAUGACUGCAUCGUCCUCGUGAAACAGUUCAGGCCCCCCAUCAAUGCCUAUUGCCUGGAAUUUCCUGCAGGCCUCAUUGAGGAAAAUGAGACUGCAGAAAGUGCUGCACUGCGGGAGCUGGAGGAAGAAACUGGCUACAAGGGUGAAGUGGUUGAAUGUACUCCAG